Gadus chalcogrammus (walleye pollock) is the source of this 2024-nucleotide messenger RNA. RefSeq lists its product as uncharacterized. Bases 243 to 2024 code for a protein of 593 amino acids. The record is from RefSeq and is a predicted model, not a curated record. Lineage: Eukaryota; Metazoa; Chordata; Actinopteri; Gadiformes; Gadidae. The transcript has 3 exons.
CAACAGUUUGAAUCACAAAUGUAAUCAAACAUGCAUUUGUGAGUAAACUGAACUUGGCAUUUGGAGUUCCCAAUCUGUGGCGCCAAAUGAUUGACACACACGGGGUUUCCCAUAGAUAUUUGAAGGGGUUCGUUCUGUCGACGUUGACAAUCCACAACGUGCUCUUCUGUCAGCAAGACUCACUUAAAUUGAAGACUUCGUGACGUUUGAAGCGCUUGGAAAUGUAUCGGGAUUGAACCUCCAUGCAGUGCAAGUUUUGCAGUUUUUCUGCUGACCAAGACGACCUUGUUAGGCAUCACCAGCUUUGCCACAAAAGACGUCACCAUUGGCCGUGCGUAUACUCUGACUGUGUGUGUGUCUUCAAAACUCAAGGAGCUUUAAAGUCACAUCUUUCUAGAAAUCAUCGCAAAGCUGCACCUAUUGAUCAACAGUCUUUGACAUUUAGAUGUGAAUGUUGCGAUUUUGAAGAAAUAUGUUCUCAGAAGGAUUUUUUUAAACAUCUAGGAAAUCACCUUAAAAUUCAAGAAACUAUUCAAUUUCCUUUUCUAGGUUGUGAGUUUAAAACGAACACAUACUCAACAUUCAGCUCACAUAAAAGUAGAAAGCACAAACAAUAUACAGUGAAAGAUUUUAGGACAGUCAUUCGACCUAUUAGCGCUGAAGCUAGCAUCGCUGAUGAAAGUGUAGCGUCAACUUCAUUUCAAGAUGAUUCAAGCAUUGUGUUUGAGGAAGAUAGAGUAGAUCAUCUGGAUUUUGAACAAGUUGAACACAAAGUUGCAUGUCUUUUCCUCUCUAUGCAGAUGGUUCUACAUGUCACACGUAGUGCAACUCAAAAAAUAGUUGAGGAAAUCCGUGAUAUAUUCAUAUGCUCAAAAUCUCUUGCUUUCCGGUCAGUUGCAGAAGUUCUGGAAAAUAAUAACAUUUCAACAGAAAACAAUCUAGUUCAGGAUAUUGUUGAUUCUGUAUUUACAUCCAGUCCAUUAGUGACUGGAACAUCUGUAAAAGGCUGUCUGUCUACUGACUACAGAAGAACCUGUUAUUUUAAGAAAAAGUUUUCUUUGAUCGAGCCAGUCGAGUACCUGUAUAGGCAAGGUAGUACAAACACUUUUAUCUAUGUACCAUUGCCAUUAGUGCUUGAAAGCCUGUUGAGAUGUCCUGAUUUUUUAGGGGCAUUAGUUUUCGAACAAGAACACUUACCUGGUGUUUAUAGAUCUUUCCAGGAUGGCCAGUACUUUAAGCAGAGUAGAGGUAACACUGAAGGUGUAGAAAUCAGUAUAUCCCUGUACAUUGAUGAGUUUGAGGUUGCCAAUCCUUUGGGAACUUCGCGGAAUAUUCACAAGAUAGUCGCAGUUUAUUGGCUCAUCCUAAAUUUACCAGCAACAUUUAGGGGUGGUCUGACAGUCAUUCAGUUGGCAGCAUUAGGAAAUAGUCGGGAUGUGAAAGAAUUUGGUUAUGAGAGAUUCUUGGAGCCACUUAUUAAGGAUCUAAAACUUAUUGAGGAUAAUGGAAUUCAUAUUGAUGCUUUGAAGAGCUCUGUUGGAGUAAAAAUAUUCUGUGUUUGUGCAGAUAAUCUCGGAGCGCACGGUCUAGCCGGGUUCCAAGAAAGUUUCAUUGCAGACAAAUUUUGUCGUUUCUGUUUGAUUAGUCGUGGUGAAAUAGGGACUCCCAGACCAAGAGAAUUCCUUUUGAGAACUGUUGAUCAGCAUGAUAAGUUUGUGGAUGAGCUCAAACAAAACCCAACUCUGAAGAGUGUAAAUGGGGUAAAACGUGAGUGUGUUCUAGCAAAGCACCUGACUUCAUUCCAUCCUGUGACAGGAUUCCCCCCGGAUAUAUUGCACGAUUUUUUUGAAGGGGUUAUUCCAGUAGAAUUGGCAUUGUGCCUUUCAGUAUUAAUUUCAAAAGGAUACUUCACACUGGCCAAGCUCAAUCACAUAAUCAGGUCAUUUCCGCACGGCUACUCCGUGUUAUUUUGUCUGCUAAUGAGGCACGACGUGUCAAACUUAGCGAAGAGCCACAGUCUGUAG